AUGCCUACGGUCCAGCCGCCCUCGCAACAGGCGCCCAUGGAGGCCUCCGUCGACGCCGCGAGACCCGGAGCGCCCGCCGUCAUCAUCACGCAGCAGCUGCGCGCUGAGCCGGCCCCUGACGUCGAGAAGGAGGUCGCGCUGCGUGGAGGCCGCCUCACGCUCGGCUUCAGCUGCUGCCAUGGGCACUGCUCGUUCCACAAGGGGUGCUGCUGA
This is a messenger RNA of Lasiosphaeria miniovina, 213 nucleotides long. RefSeq lists its product as uncharacterized. The record is from RefSeq and is a predicted model, not a curated record. NCBI's taxonomy places the organism in Eukaryota, Fungi, Ascomycota, Sordariomycetes, Sordariales, Lasiosphaeriaceae. The coding region runs from base 1 to 213 and encodes 70 amino acids. The transcript has 2 exons.